AUGGCGAAAGGGUUUAUUCCAACUGAGUAUAGUAGGUUGUGUAGUGAGCAUUUUCUCCCUAGUGAUUUUAAACCUUAUAAUAAGGAAAAUGGUCGUUUACGUUUGAAUGAUAAUGCAAUACCAUCAGUAUUUAAUUCAACAACUGAAGAAGUUCAUUGCCAGAGUAUAAUAGAAAAUUAUGAAGUUGAAGUAGAAGUUCCUCUUGAUUUGAGUAUGUCUAAGUUAGAUGAAGAACUUCCAGUCACACUUCAGAGAUCUGUAUUGGUCAGUGAUAUUAUAACUACACCUAGAAAAAAAACAACAGUAUUAUUUCCAGAACUUCAAAUUACACCUAAAAGACCAUCAUGUAGAACACCAAAAAGAGGUAGACCCCAAAACAAUUUUUCUUGCAUAAACCAUAUAUAA
Messenger RNA from Myzus persicae (green peach aphid), 405 nucleotides. RefSeq names its product THAP domain-containing protein 1-like. NCBI's taxonomy places the organism in Eukaryota, Metazoa, Arthropoda, Insecta, Hemiptera, Aphididae. Bases 1 to 405 code for a protein of 134 amino acids. The record is from RefSeq and is a predicted model, not a curated record. The transcript is spliced from 2 exons.